Messenger RNA from Oncorhynchus tshawytscha (Chinook salmon), 4667 nucleotides. RefSeq names its product zinc finger protein 507. Gene Ontology annotation, biological process: regulation of gene expression. Gene Ontology annotation, cellular component: nucleus. The transcript has 7 exons. Bases 116 to 3148 code for a protein of 1010 amino acids. The record is from RefSeq and is a predicted model, not a curated record. NCBI's taxonomy places the organism in Eukaryota, Metazoa, Chordata, Actinopteri, Salmoniformes, Salmonidae.
CUCGCCAUUUUGCAGUGUGAGAGACAGAGGCCACUUUUUACUGCUACAGGAUAAAGCACCGUUUUUUUAUUUCUAUGUUUUGAGGCCAAAGAUCACUCAGAAUUGCCGAAUCAGUAUGGAGGACAGCAGUGGAGUUGCCAUCCUGCUCCCCCUCUCUAGAGGCCAACAGGAGACUGUCUUCAACCCUGAAAGGGUGGAAACGCCUCCAGGUACCCUGAUGGAGCCUAGGGAUGAUGACCAGAGGCAGCAGCAGGCCGCAGACUCCCUCAUCGAGGUGAUCGAGAAGCUCAGCAAGAUCGUGGAGAAGCGCCCACGUCGAUGUACCCUAGCUGGGAAGAAGAGAGCCCUCAUGUCCUGUGCCUCCAUCAGAGUCCCAGAGAUCAGGGAGGGCAGUGGUGGGUCCUCCCCCUGCAAGAGAGUCCGGGAGUUGGAGGAAGAGGUGAAAGAGGAGGAGAUCAAGCCAGACAACAGUGCCCCUGCUGGCAGCAGUAGGACCAUCACCUGCUACCAGUGCAGCCUGUGUCGGUUCCUGUCCCCGACCUUGAGCCUGCUGAAGGAGCACCUGCGGCAGCACGAUGAGCAGCACAGUGACCUCAUCCUCAUGUGUUCUGAGUGUCGCUUCACCUCCAGCCACCAGGAGGAGCUAGAGGCCCACGUCAGGCUCCACUUUGACUGCAGCAACUCCAACAAGAACCCUGUAUCCAGCCAGCAGGCCAGAGAGGGGAAUGAGGACUUGGGGAUGGGGGGUAGUGUGGAGGACGUUGUGUUCAAAACCGCCAUGGACUGUGCUGAGGAGAUCCCUGCUAAGAAGAAGUGGUACAGCUAUGAGGAGUCUGGGAUGUACCGCUGCCUGAUCUGCAGCUAUGUGUGUGGGCAGCAGCGAAUGCUAAAGACUCAUGCAUGGAAGCACGCAGGUCUGGUGGACUGCUCUUACCCGAUCUUUGAGGACGAGGCAGUGGCACCUUCCAGACAAGAAGCACCAGCACCUCCUGUAGCUCCUCCUGCAGAGGAAGCCAUAGUGGUCCUCACCCCGGUCCCAGAGAACUCCCAGAACCUCAACAAGAUGUCCACCUUCCAGAUUGACCUCUGUGCCCCUGUGGCGGAGUGUCGGAAUGAGGCCAGGACAGAACCAAUCACAGAGGAGAGCCCAGUGGAGAGGCUAUCUAAAGACUCAGAGCCAAUGUUGGAGGUACAGGUGACCACAGAGACAGAGGUGGAACUUGUGCAGGACUGUCAUCAAAUUACAAGCACAACAGACAGCCUCCUGUCAUCAGCCCAGAAGAUCAUCAGCUGCAGUCCCAACAGUGCCGGCCAUGUCAACGUCAUAGUGGAGCGACUGCCGUGUGCAGAGGAACCCGUGGCCACCCAGCCCCUCCUCCCCAGCCCAGAGGUGGGCAGAGACGAGAGCCUGCUGGCUGCAGAGGAGGCGGGCCAUGUGGAGAACCAGCCAAUGCUUGCCUACAAGGACGAGCAGCAGGAGGUGGUGAUUUGCUGGAGCAACAGCGAGAGGCAGCAGACCACCACGGACCCUCCGCGUGACGAGAACGCUCCCCCAGCCCGCAGGAGGACCCACUCUGAGUCUCUGAGGCUGCACUCCCUGGCUGCUGAAGCUCUGGUGGCCAUGCCCAUGAGGACCGCAGAGCACAUCAGGAGCAUCGUGGGUCAAUGCUCCCAGAGCCCUGACACGGGCCAGAGGCUCCUGGAGAUGGCCACGGCUGCAGCAGUUUCAGCCGACAGAGCCCCUGCAGCGGUAGAGGAGCUGGCAGGAGUGGGCAGCGUGGGGUCAGCCCUGGUAGACCUGGAGCUACAGGGGUCCAGAGAGUACGGGCUGGCUGAGGGCCCCACCAAGGCUGGCAUCAGCCUGUCCCUGCUGACGGUCAUAGAGAGGCUGAAGGAGCGCUCGGACCAGAACGCCUCAGACGAGGACAUCCUGAAGGAGCUCCAGGACAACGCCCAGAGCCAGCACGCCGUGGAGGUCAGCGCCUGUGGAGGGGGGGAACCGGGUAACCCCGGUGGGGGUCUGGUGGACUACAUCCCUGGCAGCGAGAGGCCCUACCGCUGUCGCCUGUGUCGCUACAGCAGUGGGAACAAGGGCUACAUCAAGCAGCACCUGCGAGUACACCGCCAGAGACAGCCCUAUCAGUGUCCCAUCUGUGAACACAUCGCCCUGGACAGCAAAGAUCUAGAGGGCCACAUGAUCAACCACUGCAAGACCAGGGUGUACCACUGCAAGCAGUGUACUGAGGCCUUCUAUUACAAAAGUCAGCUGAGGAACCACGUUAGAGACCAGCACGGUUUGGGCGACACCAACGCAACACUAACCCCUGUCACUGAAACCACGGCAACCAUGGAGGAAUCUGAAAAGAUGACAAAUGACGAUUCCAUCAGUUCGCAGAAGGUGUACAGAUGUGAUGUGUGUGAUUACAGCAGCUCCACGUACGUUGGCGUUCGGAACCACCGGAGGAUCCAUAACUCUGACAAGCCUUACAGGUGCUGCAGCUGUGACUUUGCCACGACCAACAUGAACAGCCUGAAGAGCCACAUGAGGAGACAUCCCCAGGAGCACCAGGCUGUCCAGCUACUGGAGCAGUACAGGUGUUCACUGUGUGGCUAUGUGUGCAGUCACCCUCCGUCCCUCAAGUCUCACAUGUGGAAGCACGCUGGCGAUCAGAACUACAACUACGAGCAGGUGAACAAGGCCAUCAACGAGGCCAUCUCCCAGAGCGUCCGUUCCCCCAGUGCCCCGCAGAAGGUUUCAGCAGUGGCAGAGCAGUCUGGUGUGGUGCAUUGUGGGAAGAAGGAGAGGGUCUUUGUGGACCCAGCCCCACUAGCAGAGGUUCCUGUGGACAGUGUGUUUGGCGGUGGCUCAGGGCCAACAACAGAGCUCAUCCAGUGGUCCUCCAGAGAGCAGGCCCCACAGAGCGACAACCCCCAGCACAGCCCCCAAGGGAAGGAGGGGGUCCAGUCCCGGGCCGGCAUGGAGUAUUGUGUGCUGCUGUUCUGCUGCUGUAUCUGUGGCUUUGAGUCUACCAGCAAGGAGAGACUGAUGGAGCACAUGAAGGAACACGAGGGAGACAUCAUCAGCAUCAUCCUGAACAAGGAGCAGCAGGGAGCAGCCCAACCAGCAGAGGGCAGCACAGCACAGUGAGACAGCAUUUACCCUUCCCCUUACCCCAACAAAGAACCAGGAACCUACCCCCUCACUCACACUGAGUCUGAUUUUAACAGGGAAGUACUCUACCGUGCAUCUUGUUUUCUGGUUCUUAAUUUUAUGAACUUAACAGAAGGUUACAAAAAGUGUAUCAGUUGGAGCUCAGACAUACAGAAAAUUGGAAAACUCCCAUUUCAAGGCGUUGCAGUAAAAUGUUCUACCUGAACAAGUUCAGACACGUUUAAUACCUCAGAAAACAGACAUUUCCAUAUUUUCAAAUGGAGCUCAGUCCAUUCUACUCAGAAAACAUAUAUUGACCACAUGGCAGCUUUUGUAUUAAAAUACUGUAAUAUAAUUUAAUAUAUUUAAUCCUUCACAUUUAUAGUUUAUCUGUGGCACCUGCACUAGGCUAUACAGAGAUGCCAUCUACUUGCAUGUUGUGUUCAUCUUAGCUAUAUUCAAAAUGGGUUAAUACAACCUGGUCUCAGAGCAUUUCGUAUUAUUUUAUACCUAAAUCUGAGACGAUCGAUAUUUUGAAAAUUUGUAACGGCUAAUGUUAGCCACCUAGCUAGAAUUCGUAACGUUGCAUACGUUUAGCAAAUUCAUAUAAUGUUGUACGUUUUGCAAAUUCGUAACAUAUAAUGCAAAUUGUAGUUCUUAACAUAUCAUUAUGAAAUGGAUGAUUUACUUCCACAAAUUAAUACAUACCAUACAAAAUGUAACACAUCAUACUAAUUUGAGUGUCCUGGAUUUACGUUUACAAUGUUAUGUCUAGUCUAUGAGACCAGGCUGGUUAAUAAUAUGUAUCAAUGUAGGCCAAUGCAUGUUGGUUUCCGUUAUGUCGGCGCAAAGGAAAAGUCUUAUUUUAUUUAAUUCACUGUUUGAUUCUAAUUUGACCUAUUGGACCUCUGGUACGUUUAUGGUAAUGAUGGGCCACUUGAGGGUGGUUUCCUAAAGCUGUAGGAUAGAUAGGCUGGUAACAAGUUGUUUUACCAACAUUCACCACGGCGUCAAGGCUUCUUGAGGAAGAAAUCGGUUAGGGAGGAAUUUCUACGGUACGAUCAGUCAAUUAUGGUGCAUAUUAGUGGUCAUUUUAGACCCCGGCGUUAUGGUCGCGAGAUGGUAAAUGGACAAUCGUUGAACUUUGAUUGCAGCCAACACCCAACUGUGUUUAGCUUCGGCUACGUAUUACUGUUUUGAUUACGAUAAUCAUUUCUAGAUUCAUGUUUUAGCUCAACAAUUGCCAAGUUGAUCACUUGAAUAUGGUAAGCAGUUCCCAAAGCUUCUCCACAUAGGCCUAGCACUUGUCGAUAAUGGAUGGCUGGAGUGAUUGACAUCCUAGCACAGAGCGGUGUGCUAGUAUAGUAAACCUAUGAAUGAACCUGCUAUUCCUAUCUCUGUGUGCUGUGUUGACCAAUAGCGGAGGGUGAUAUACAGUGCCUUGCGAAAGUAUUCGGCCCCCUUGAACUUUGCGACCCUUUGCCACAUUUCAGGCUUCAAACAUAAAGAUAUAAAA